GUCAUAUGUAUAGUAUUCUCUGAUAAAAUCAUAUUCCCUUUAUCGAAAAGGGUCUAUGUAUCAGUUCGUAAAAUGUCUCACCCCUCUCUCUCACCACAAUGGCUCUUUCCAUCAUGGACGCCAUUCGCUGACCGUAAAUAUCUAUCCUCUUAAACAUACUUUGAUAAAUAUCUUGGCUCUUCGCGUCUCCUAUUAAACGCUUGGAAUUCGUCCAACUGAACGCACAGUGUCGUGUGCAAACCCGUGAAAUCAUAGCUACUGGUAUUUACAUCUGAGUGAUUCGGUGAGUUCGGGCCCAGCGAGCUCGCGUUCAAUACAGCAGACCUGCGCGUUCGUGUAUUUGGGUGCGUGCGCGCUCGAGUGUGUGUGUGUGCGUGUAUCAGGCGGAGAGAUGCUGACCAACUGAGCCACAUCUGGUCACCUCUGUGUUUGUAUCAUUAUAACGCACACGUGAUCCGAUCUACUCGAAACGCUUGCUCAAGGGUCCCUGCCGCACAGCGGCGCCAUGAGCGAGUUGAAGGAAUGCCCCCCGCUGAAAUACUACGACUUCAAGCCCGUCGAGCACGUCAAAGUGUGUCCCCGCUACACGGCCGUGCUCGGCCGAUCCGAGGACGAUGGCAUCGGCAUCGAGGAGCUGGACACCCUGCAGCUGGAGCUGGAGACGCUGCUGUCCUCCGCCAGCCGCCGCCUGCGAGCCCUGGAGGAGCAGAGACAGAUCCUCACGGACUGGCAGGACAAGAAGGGGGACAAGCGCUUUCUGAAGCUGGGGAAAGACCCGGACCCGGCUGCCUCGUCUCGCCACAAACCGAAGAAGCAGAAGCUGGACGGCAAGGGCGGCCACACGCCGGGUCCCGGUCCCGGCCGGCCCAAAUCCAAAAACCUGCAGCCCAAGGUCCAAGAGUACGAGUUCACGGACGAUCCGCAGGACAUCCCCCGCACUCCUAAAAACGACGCCCCCAACAGAUUUUGGGCAUCGGUUGAGCCAUACUGUGCCGAUAUCACGAACGAGGAGAUCCGAUUGCUAGAAGAACUUCUGAAACCCCCGGAGGACGAGGCUGAGUAUUUCAAAAUCCCGGCUCUGGGGAAACACUACUCCCAGCGGUGGGCUCAGGAAGAUCUGCUGGAGGAGCAGAGGGAAGGAGCUCGAGCUAACGACAAGAAGAAGAGCCUGAUGGGAGGGCCGCUGUCCGAGCUGGACGCAAAAGACGUGGAUUCCCUGAUGAAAAAGUCCGAGUCCCAACACGAAUCUCCCGAAGACGGAUGUCCCUUCGGUCCUCUCACUCAGCGUCUGCUCCAAGCACUUGUAGAGGAGAACAUUAUAUCCCCCAUGGAGGAUUCACCCAUACCGGACAUUUCAGGGAAGGAUGCUAAUGACGGCGCUGGGACUUCUCCCAGAAGCCAAGGAAAAGCUUUCAGCGUUCCUCACACACGUUCUCUGGAGGCUCGCAUCAAAGAGGAGCUGGUGGCUCAGGGGCUGCUGGACUCGGAGGAGCGACCCGGACCGGGAGGAGACUCUGAGGACGAGAUCCUGGCGGAGCUGCAGAAGAGGCAAGCGGAGCUCAAAGCCCUGAGUGGCCACAACCGAGCCCGCAAGCAGGAGCUGCUCCGGUUGGCAAAAGAAGAGAUGCGCAAGCAGGAGCUGAGGCAGAGGGUCAGGGUGUCCGACAACGAGGUCAUGGAGGGAUUCCGCCGAAUCAUGGCCGCCAGGCAGAAGAAACGCACUCCGACCAAGAAGGAGAAGGACCAAGCGUGGAAAGCGCUGAAGGAGAGGGAAAGCAUCCUCAAGUUACUGGACGGGUAGAAGUAGAGACCGUUUGUGGGGAGAAGCCUCCUCUUCCCCCGCACAUUGAAACAAAUCAAGAAUUGCUGGGACAGCUGUGAGAUGGUCAGUGAACAUCUGUAUUUAUGAUGAUGCGUGACACUUGUUUACUGCAGGUCCGUGUGAUUUGAUGAGGGAUAUUUCUGUUGUAGUAAAUGUUGGUCACGUGCAGCAGAAUGCUCCAUCGAGCCGUAAACAAACUCAUCAGAGGCUUUCUUUUUUUUUUUUUUUUCUUUCUUUGUCAGUUGGAUUUUCAUGUUGUAUUUCUUUCACCGUUGUGAUGUCACGAAGAAAAGAAAUACACACAAAUGUUUGAAUAAAUCAGUUCCCCUUGAGGGCGGCUUGGUGUAAGUGUCCCUAAUCCAGGUCGCCUGCUUACCAGCAUCAGAGACCAAGAUCUGAAUAAACGCUGCUGCUACUCCGUCAAAUAAUGGUUAUUGUCAAUAAAUAUUACUUGUGGUGCUUUG
Gasterosteus aculeatus aculeatus (three-spined stickleback) is the source of this 2286-nucleotide messenger RNA. NCBI's taxonomy places the organism in Eukaryota, Metazoa, Chordata, Actinopteri, Perciformes, Gasterosteidae. The record is from RefSeq and is a predicted model, not a curated record.